This is a messenger RNA of Bombus pyrosoma, 12092 nucleotides long. It is a transcript of the gene 5-HT1, whose product is annotated as 5-hydroxytryptamine receptor-like. NCBI's taxonomy places the organism in Eukaryota, Metazoa, Arthropoda, Insecta, Hymenoptera, Apidae. Bases 7967 to 9166 code for a protein of 399 amino acids. The transcript has 8 exons. Gene Ontology annotation, molecular function: G protein-coupled receptor activity. Gene Ontology annotation, cellular component: membrane. Gene Ontology annotation, biological process: adenylate cyclase-activating adrenergic receptor signaling pathway. The record is from RefSeq and is a predicted model, not a curated record.
ACCAGUACUGGCACGGUACUCCGGACCACCGGGUCGCACGAACAUCGCGCCGUUUUCAUCGGGAACCGUUUUCACCGGAUAUCGAUAUCCGUGUUUACGCGACAGCGCAUCGACGGCCGACGUUCGACUCGGGUUUAACCGGAUCUGAACACGAUUUUCGACCGGGUGCAAUACGAUCCAGCGCUGGAUCUGUGGCAAGUCAACGCAUCACGACGGUACAUCCUUUCGGUUUUCCCGUGACAAAUGUCUCUCCUUUAACAUUCCUAAUGCACGUUCCUUCAUUUAUUCCGAUUCGUUACAAUUCACGUGAUUUUCGAUCGGUCGCGCACGAUCCAGCCCUGGAUCCGUAGCAAGAUAACGCGCGAUAAGCACCCUUUGACUUUUCUUUUAACAACUUUCUCUCAUUUAGCAUCCCUAACUCAUGUCCUUUUUUCUUUUUUAAUUUAUUGUAAUUUGUUAGAAUUUACUCGUUUUUCGAAAGAUUGCAUACGAUCCAAUACUAGAUCCGUGACUCGCCCGAGUGAACGCGUCACGACGGUACGUCGCUUCGAUUUUCCUAUGACGAAUUUUCCUCCUUUCGCAUCCCUAACAUAACGAUUUAAUCUAUCUUAAUUUGUUUAAAUUUAUUUGUGUCCCGUUAUAUGACGUGAAAGUUUCCAAAGGAUCGAACAGAUCUAGCGGAUUAGAAGGAGCGUUUUUGUUUUGAAACUUCAAAGUUUCUUUCCAAUUCGAAUGAAUGCCUUAACGAUCGACGCGAGGAAACGGCACACCUCUCUGCUGAUACGCUUGUUAUGGUGUAUAACUUGUUGCUCGGUCCUGCACCAGUCGCUUGGAUCGCUACUGUGAUUUUAAAUAAAUCGCGAGUCGAGUGUUUGAAUAUCAUGUUACCAGCAGUCUCGUACGCUAUUCCUGUGAUCUAUCUAUUCUUUCAUUUUUGGAGGGCCAUUUAUGGAUUCUCGUUGAGAAGUUCGAUAGAAGGUGCGAGGAGAGGAGGAUCGACGAGACAACGAGGAAGGGAAGAAUCACAGGGAGUUUUCCUCGUGUUAGACGAACCCUCUCGUUAUUUGCGGCUUAGGAUGACCGAUAGCAAACACGCUCGUUCUAUCUUCGAUAUUUGCUCAUUGGAUUAUACGCUUUCCCUUCCCCCCUGCUUCUCCUGAAGGUCCAAGGAAGAUCGAGUUUCUGUCGAUCGAAGGUUCAGUGACACGCAAACAUUCGCACCUUUGUUGGCAUUUGGGAACUCGAAACUCCUUUACAGUUUCAACUUCAACAAAGAAAAGAAAGAGAAGGAAAAAGAGGAAAAACGUAGCUGAACGUUUCUCUCGUUCUCCGAUUUGCAUACUACUCCAAAUGGACAAACUACUCGAAAACUUAACUGCACGGAGAAAUUCUUGAGUUGUUCCUUGAGAAAAAAUAAAAAUAAAAAUAAAAGAGAAGACAAGAAAUUGGUGUCCAUUCAAACAUAGCUCGAUAAUGGAAACAAAUUGGCAAGUCUCGGAGACGAGUGUCGUAUCUUUACGAUUCCGUCGCUCGUUUCCUGUUUUUCAUCCUGUGUUUCGUCUCAAUCGAGAAGUUUAGAGAUUCGUGGAUCAGAAAUACUCCCACGGAAAUGAAGUUUCUCUGAGCCCUGGUUCUCGUCAUUUCUGCAUGCUCCUGUGGAAGAGGUUAUUCGCUUUCACCAACGCGUUUCAAUGUCCAUCUACGUCAGGGGAAUAAAAGGUGCAUGCGGAGAAAACGGCAGUGGCUGAUCGUCGCUUCGAGGUGAGAUCGUCACGGGUUUCAAUUUCACGCGUGGAAAUAUCGUGGGCCGUAACUCGCGUGCUCUUUCUUCUAUCUCGUUUCUCCUUUCUGGCUUCCCUUCGUCAUCCCCCUUUUGUUAUUCUCGCACUCCGCGGGGAGAAGUCGAUCCCCUCGUGACCGAGCCCGCCGACAGAUUGAAUCUUUCGUUCGCAGAUCUCUCGUUCGUUGGCGAACGCAGCCCGAAAAACGAAGGGAUCUACUCGGGAAAAAAGAGCAGUCCACUUUUCGUUUCAGGCCGAAUGCCGCUUUAUCGUUGCGUUGUUUCUUCCCCCCUUUCAUCCCUGUCACUAUUUUAAAAUGGAAAUCCGGAAUUUUAUCGCCGCUUCUUCCGCUCUAAAUUUUGUCUCGUUGCCUUCUCUGCUUUUCCGUAUAAGUUAGUGUCCUUUAAAGAAUAGAGGAUGGACGUUCAUUUUACACGAUAGAAAGUUCCAUCCUCCACUCGGCUUUAAUCCUCUUUCCUCCUUCCGAAAGAUUCGAUUUCGAGAUUUAGCCGGCCGAUAAAUUGAAUUUGUUCUGAAUUGUCCACCGGAAGGGAUGUUACCUCUUCGGUCAGCAGAGGUUUUGCCAUCGUUUCAUAUCGCGGUGGGAACGUUUGAUGUCGUAAAGCAGGAUGUGCAUUAUGAUCGAAUUGGUAGCAUGCGACCGUGUGUCCACGGAAAUCGCGUUAUCAUUGGAAUUCCGGAUCUCCUUGGGCCGGUUGUCACCGUGAAUCGCCAUCGAAAUCGUUUUCCACGUCACGCCUUUGAUCGUGAGCUCCACGCUGAAAUCUAAAUUCUACGAACCACCGAAUUUCCAGCUAUUUCUCUGAUCACACUGAUAUCAGACCGAUUCCUAGAUCCAGUCAGCUGACAAAUUGAAUUUUUCUUGGCUGUCUCUCCGGCUGAAACGGGCGUUUCCCUUUUAUUUAUUAAAAUCCCUACGAUCUGACCGAGGAUCUCCUUUCGUUUAACCAAUGGCAGAUAAAUCGAAUACAGCAAACAGCUGGAUCAGGGCUGUACGGUUUCUUGGUUCGCUUCGAAUCGUCUGGAAUCGCUCCGAGAAUUAAGCAAUUACGGUUUCUUUCGACCGGCAUUAACCAGACCUCGAUCAAUUCUCGCUCCCUGCCGCUUCUUUUUCUCGUCCAUCUGAUUCCAAACUAUUUCUAAAGCUCUCCCUCUCUUUCGCUCUGGACCCGACUAACCGCAACAACAUUGUCUAGAGUUUUCCCAUUAAAGAGACACGUCGCUGCUGUUUGCACGCGAUGCACUGCUUCCUCAAAUCACCCUGGGCGGACUCUGCUAUUCACGCGAACAGACGAUGACACGCGUCGUAAUUACGGGAUGGUAUUUACGUUUACUAGUUCCAGUUCCACUGCAACGUUUCGUUUGAUGAAACAAACCAUUGUUGUUCCCUGUCACCUGAAAGCUUCGAACCUUUGUAACACGAAGUCGACGAUUAAUCGAAAAUUCGCACAUCAGAUGGCGAAAAUCGAUCUUAUCAGAAUCUUCUUAAGCCAUUAAAUGGUCCCUUACGAAGUUGAAACAAAGCCAGAGCGAGACACGAAAACUUAUUAUUAUUCAUUUGUUUCGUACGGUGAGCGAUAGAAAUAUGGCUAUUCGUAUUAAAUAAAUUCUUGCUAAAUUAUAUAUAAUUUAUCAGAAAUAUUUUCUAACUUCUAUAUUUAUUUUUAGAUUUAUUCAAAACUUUGCCAAUAUAAUCAUGAUAGUCGAGUCUUGUCACAACGAGACUAAUGAAAUUGCAGAAUGUUUCGCACAAGACACGCGAUACAUCGUCGUUUGCUGCCAUCUGAAAUCUUCGAACCUUUCUGCCACGACUUCGGCGAUUAAUCGAAAAUUCGCGUAUUUGGCGACAGCUCUUGUUCUCAUUAAGCUUUCUCGUUUUCUCUGACGUUCCGAUUGUUCGAUUCUAUCUUCGAUAGAUUUCGUAUCUACCAAAAACUCUAUCUGCCAAAGACAGACCAUCCGGUCUGCCGCCUUCCCUUCGUUUCGAUUCCGUAGAAUAUUUGAUCGCGAAACGAAGGAAAUGCAUCGACUUCUAACGAGCCUAUAUUUCCUUAGGCAGUUUCCUUUCCUUCUCUUGCUAAGGUGGCGAGAAAAUUUCUCGAGUUGCAGUUUACUGGGUCAAUGGUGAGCAUUAUUCGACCGGUUGGUCAUUCUGUGACUUCCCUUCGCUUCUUUUAUCGAUAUGGCUGGAUGGGAAUCGAUGGACUAUGAAGAAAUUGAGAAAGUAAUUCUAUUCUCUACGAUAUUAAAAGAAUGAAAUAGUAUUCGAAUCCUUGCUGACAUUCUUUCUUAGAUUUAUUAACACUAAUGUAACUUCACUAUCAUUCUUAUAUCAGUAAUGUUUGAAACAAAUCUGAAAAAAUAGAUAGAAGUUACGAUAUAUUUAGUGCAAGCGUAUCUUUCGCAGAUAUCAAGAAAAUAAUUAAGCAGUUAAUUAUUCAUUGUAAUAAUAAUAGGUUUCGAUAUUCAAUUCACUGAAUUUCUUCAUUUAAUCGCUUCCAGUUUAACAUGGUUGUUCGUACGGUAAAUCAAUUUUUUAUUACGUAUUAUACGUUUGUAAUAAAUGUUUUGUAACUUUUAUAUACAUUUUCAGAUUGCUACAAAAUUUUAUCAAUAUAAUUAUAAAAGUCUUUUCUCGUUAAGGUGGCGAUGAAAUUUCAAAAUAUUUUACAUAACACGUGCGAUAUGGAUAUAGGGGUUUCCUAUGGUGAAUUGUUCGAAUACUUUCGCGAUGUAAGUUUCGCUUUUUUACUUUCAUAUAGAGUUCUUCAUCGUUGUGGCCAGGCGAUGCUGAAAUUUCUCUGUUGUAAGUGGAAGAGAUUCUUGAGGAUGUUCUAUCAUCGUAUGACUUCGAGAUUCCAUCGUAGUCCACGAGAUUCUUUCGUCACGUUAUUCGUCGAAAGAAUAAGAGAAAUAUUCGAUCUGCCGGCGAUCGUUCGGCCCUUUGUUCGCCUCUCGCUGGCGAUUAUUAAAAUUUAUUGGUUUAUCGAGCAUGAUGACCCUCGCUCGGCAGAACGUAAGGUCGAAGGAUUAAGAAAGGUCGUUAACAGGGUCACCUUUAUCCUCCAUCGCGUGCUAGAAAUACUUGAAUAAUUCUACGCAAUACGUUACAUAAGGUGUCGUAACCCGUUUGAUGUUUCUGCAUGCAGUUUCAUCUUCCUUUCCUCUUAGAAAAUGAUAAAAACAAGGACAUUAUAAGACAACAAUUUGUGGAAGAAAAUUUUCUGGGCGAUGCUCCUCUGGAAUUCUAAAGUCUUCCUAGAAUCAUAGCAAAUCUUUCGUCUUGAAGUAUUCAUAUUUUAUCGAAUUUUUAGAAAAAAAUGUCUCGUUUCAAAGUAAAUCGUAAACAACAGGAGGGGAACACAUUUUUGUUAAUUUGUUGAUUUUUAAUAUCCUUAUGGGUCGUUUUAAUAUAAAAUAGGUAAAAGUGGAAAGAACCUGUCAGAUCCAGCCAAAGGCAAAAUCGCUACAACAAACGCUGUUUUAAUGUUUAUAUUUAUAAAUAAUAUUUUAAUACUCGGAUAAACAAUAUUGUCUAAAUUAUGAGAAGGACGAAAAACUACAUUACGUUCAGCCUGAAAAUCAAAUAAAAAGAGAAUACUCGUAGCACAGGUUUUAUCGACAACAUUGUAUUAUACUAAAUUUUUAAACCGUUGCAUUGUAAAAUACGAAAAUCGUGAUUUAUCGUAUACGCUUCGUCUACGCACUCCAAUUAUUUUGUAUAUUUCUAGAAAGAAAUGUUUCUCGUAUAUACAGGGGAUUCCCGGUAGAACGAUUCUGUUCUAUUUGCUUUUCAUUCCGCUUAUUAAGCGCGGUCACAAAUUUUGCUCUUGAUCCUCUUAUCGGAUCCAAUUCGGUCCGGCGUCUUAUCGGCCUACAAAAAUUCCCGUCGCGGUGCAAGGACUUCAUCCCAAGGAAUGAUUUCCUUAAUCCGCGGCUAGGAAAGAGAAAGAAAAAUAGAAGGAAAAGGGAAGAGGUCUCGGUAGUCCAUUGUCGUCGGCGAUUUUAAAUCGUAGCGAGUCAAUUAAUCCGCGCGGUCCUCCUUCCUGAAUGUUGAAUAACGGUUGCCGACGUGUAUUAAUUGGAACUCGAUGAGAGGAUUAAGGACUAAGUGGCCGGCUGACCUUUUCCUCGAGAUGUCUACCUUUUUCACCGUUUCACAUCGCUGGGUUCUGCUUUCUUUCUCUCUCUCUCUCUCUCUCUCUCUCUCUCUCUGUAUCUUUCGUUUCGACGAACAAGCUAUCAUUAACUUUUUCUUACCUGGUCGAUGAAAAUAAGAAGAGAAGAGGAAACGUAAAAAUUAAUUGCCGAUCGAAUGUUAGAUCGUCGACUGGGAUCGUUAUGAACAAAGAUGGAGCAGUUCGGCGUGGAAAGUAUAAGAUUUUGAAAUCUGGGACAAAGUACGGCCAUUUCUCGAGGAAGAUCUCGAGUCAGUAGUAACGAGAUACUUCAUUCCAGUUCCUAUCUACUUUGCUUUCGCGAAAGAAUCACGAUAUUUCUGGAUUCAAUUGCAGCUUCAAUCCGUACAAAAGUCACCCCUGUACUUUAACAGAUUUCGCUCGAGGACCUCGAACCCCUUUCCAAAGACGCAAACGAUUUCGAAGUUUUGCUGGAAAAUAAUUUGCCAGCUGCUCGCUGAACAAACAUCGACAUGCUAUCUCAAAGUCGACGAAGCUGUCCCAAAACGUUGCCCGCUCGUAAGUUCAUAGAGUUGAACUCUUCGUUUCACGAUAAACUAGCUGCGGCCGGAAGUUCUGGCUCUGCAGAGAGGAACCUGCCUUCCUGAAAGCGCACGGAAUACUGAUAGGAGCUCGUGUAAACCUGUAACACUCCCUAUCACACCUUCCUCUUUCGUCAUUCACCCCAAACACUGCGAUUAUUCUAGAGAACCACCGUUGGCUGUUCGAAACCAUUAAAGAAGCAAAUUUUUCGUAAUAAUCAAAAAUACUCUAAUAGAAUAUUCACAGAUUAUUUCUAAUAAACACCGCGAUGGCUCGUUGAAUUUUCGGUUGGACGAAUAGCAAGAAAUUUAUGGAGCUACUAAAAAAGGAAAAAAAAUAAUAAUAAAAUUGUACGAGGAGGAUACAGGUACAUAAAGAGGAAUAUUGUCGAAGUGUCUACAAGUGUUCGAAUAAUUUCGUGGCCUGUGUAAAUCCUUCGAGGACCGUGGCAGGGGUUAAAGAGGGGUUGUAGUUACAUAAAGACGACGAAGAAGUAUACUUGAGCAACCGAGGUAUUUAAGCAGCCAGGGUUAAACAGGGGUCGUAGUUACAUAAAAACACACUCAAGUGUACUUGAGAAACCAGGGUAUCUAAGCAACUAAGGAUUAAACAGGGGCUGGUAGUUAUAUAAAAACACAUCGAAGUGUACUUUAACAGCCAAGGUGUUUAGUCUCUAGAAUAGUCGAUGAUGAACCUUUUCCCCGUAUUGCGAAACGCCGAACGAAAAACGGGGCCGGCCAGGUGGCUGCUACUUUCAGCUGCUGCUAAAACGUGACCCGACACUAGAUUAUCGGCCGUCGUGAUUGGGUAUUCGUUCGAAAUAAAUGGCCGCUAAUGGUAUUUCUGGUAGGUGUCUCGGCCGAUAAUGCGCGUAUCCGGUGCAGCUAGCAUUAAAGCGACGAAAACAGCGCGUUGCUAGCCACUUCGUUGCCUCUGUCUCGCUAAUGAUUCAACGUUUUAAUCGUUCUCGUCAAACUGUCCACGUCUGCGAGCGGAUCAUCGCCGUUUGGAUCACGUACCACCGGGAUAAGGCAUUCUAGACGAGCAACGUCGCGCAUGCAGACGAUGCAACAACGAUGGUGUGCGUCGUCGUCCGCUGAGAUUGGCCUUGCCUAGAGAUUUCAGAGCUCACCUCCGACACGAAGGGAAAGACUCUAAGUCGCUGGGCACAAGUGUGACCGUUGUCCGCGAAAAAUGGAUAACGGUGAAAAUUCUGCAGGGCGAAUGAGGAUAUCAGCCGAUGACAUUCGUAUUACAAUUUCAACAAACAGACACUAACUUGGCGAACUCGAAGAAGUCGGCUAGUCAAGAUCGCCUUGAAUAGAAGAUUCAUAUCUUGCGGAUCUCCUCGUACCGGUGGACCAUGGUACGCUAUUUAAGGAGAUGAUAGCCAACAUACAUUGAAGAGCCUGCUGGAACUGAGAGGAUUAUAUCUCCUACGUCAUGGAGGAACACGUAAACCAGGCUGCGAACUCGUCCACCGACGGGUUGGCGUUCACCGAUGCCUCGAUCAUCCUCAGGGCUCUGGUCCUUGGUCUCCUGAUACUCGUCACCGUUGUUGGGAACCUGUUCGUGAUAGCAGCGAUUCUGCUCGAGCGAAAUCUACAGUCAGUGGCGAAUUAUUUGAUCGUCAGUUUGGCUGUCGCUGAUCUUAUGGUCGCUUGCCUGGUCAUGCCCCUUGGAGCAGUUUACGAGAUAAACUCGGGAUGGUCGUUGGGGCCUGAGCUUUGCGACAUGUGGACCAGCAGCGACGUCCUCUGCUGCACUGCCUCGAUAUUGCAUCUGGUGGCUAUCGCGGUCGACAGAUAUUGGGCAGUCACCGAUCUCAAUUAUAUACAGGCAAGGAAUCCACGGCGGAUCGGUAUGUUGAUCGUCGCCGUCUGGUUGGUGUCCUUAGGAAUCUCGUUGGCACCUCAACUUGGCUGGAAGGAUCCUGAUUAUUUGGACCGUAUAGCGGAUGGGACGUGUCUCGUGUCGCAGGACCCUGCAUACCAGAUUUUUGCCACUUGCACCACUUUCUACCUGCCACUGCUCGUUAUUCUAUUCCUGUACUGGAGGAUAUUUCAGGCGGCACGAAAGCGAAUCAGAAAGAGACCAGGAACUAUCGUGCAACCACCUCGUGAAAGAAGAGGCAUCCUUAGACUCGUCACAAGAAGACCGAGGGAGGAGUCAACAGCGUUCACCAUAACAAGAUCCACGCCGGACCAUUCGUCGAUCUCGCCGGAGAAGUCGUCGUCGUACAACGGCGCGAACGCGACGCAGUCGACCACCGUCACACCGUCAACGGUGUCAACGACAACGACUACCACGACGACCACCGUCACCAAUCCUUCUAGCAGCCAUUCGACCUCCUCGAGCAAGAGAACACGCGAGACGAUCGAGUCGAAACGCGAGAGGAAAGCUGCGAAAACGCUCGCGAUAAUCACCGGGGCGUUCGUCGCGUGUUGGUUGCCUUUCUUCUUGGUCGCGUUGCUUCGUGCCACGUGCGAGGCCUGCGAGCCACCGGAGCUAAUAGCGAGCGUCUUCCUGUGGCUGGGCUACUUCAACAGCACCCUGAACCCUGUGAUAUACACGGUAUUUUCACCAGAGUUCAGGCAAGCCUUCAAGAGGAUGCUUUGCGGUGGUUCCAGGAUAAUUCGCUGACAGUGGAUUUAAAUUCAAUGAAAAAUGAAACGCGACAAGAGAAUGAGCAGUGUGCGAGUGAGUGAAAUUGAACAGAUGCAUGGAUGAAUGAUGAACUAUCAUGUUGUACAUAAAACAGUUACUAUUAAUUCCUUCCUCUCCUUUGGAAUAGUUCAAGUGCUACGUUCAAAUGCCGUAUCGUACUUAGGCAAAUCUUAGAGAUACCGUAGAAAUUUGUCCCCUGAAAGAUUCCGUUGGAACGACGAGUUUAACGGCCAUUUGGAUGCUAAUCGAGGUUAACACUUUCGCUGCUAUUGACGUAUAUUGUGUGCCGAUUUAAUUAUCUAAGGAUUAGCGGAUCCCGUCGACGCACACGGUACGUCGCUCUGAUUAUUUCACAGUACGAGGCUCUACUGGCGCAAUUGCUGAGCUUUCGCGUGUUAUAGAAUGACCUAAAAAGACUAGAGGAAAGCGUGGAAUAAACAAAUAAUUGUUACUCAAGAUAAGGACGCUUUCGAUGAAGAAAAAUUUGCAAUUCCAGAAAUGGACAAGUAAUAUUUAAAUACAUAGCAGCGAAUGUGUUCAAAAUUUACACGUAGUCGACGUUGCUCGGAAAAGUUUCCCGCGCAACGACGCGAUUUUUAGAAACUAAAAGACACUGUGCGUGGCCGAUUCGACGGCUGUUUCCAUCGAAACGACUGUUUCUAAUAUAAUGCUGCAUCUUACGCGAAGAAUCCCGUCUUUAAAAUAGCUCUGUAUUCCUCGGAUAUGUCUAACGAUAAAAUAAAGAUACUUUAACUACUAACGUUUAAUUAACGACUGGAAGGACCGCCAAAAUACUUUCGAACAGAAUGGGGCGGAUCAAAAGCGGAGAAACGAGAGAGCGAUUGAAAUCUCGGAUUGGUGGAUUACCAGUGACCCAGUUGACGCCUUUACGAUAGUUCCGAUCGAUUAUUUCAAGAUUUCAAUGAAGGGAACGUCGUCUAAAUAGAAUUGUCUAGUAACUUAUGCUUUACGAUUAACGUACGAUGAAACAGGAAAAUUUCAUUCGAUUUACUGUAAUUCCUAGAUCCACAGAAAUUGCUGGUGAUUUAAUUAGACGAUACGUCAACGAUCUAUUGUGUGAUCGAUAUAUUAUGUAAAUUAGAACUAUCGUAUAUUUACCGAGGCACGUCGAGAGGAAAGGUAAUUAAAGUCGAUUAAUUUCUCCUGAUUGCUCGAAUCGUUCGAAAUAUUGGCGUCACGAAUAACGUAUACGCAACAACUAUCGCGUACAUAUGUAUAAACGUUCAUUUUUUUUCGUUGCUGCUCACAAAAUCGUUCUGAGAUCGUCUUAAAAAAAAAAUAAAAAAAAAAUGAUAUCGAUUAAAGAUAACAUAGAGUUAGGUCAUCGACGAUGAAAAUAGAUCGUCGAUUUCUCUUCAUCAAAAAAGAAAAAAGAAGUAAAAAAAAAAAAAUGGUAUCGUAGUUUCCACUGAUGUUCCAUUGAAUUCGUGAGUCAGAACGACGCGUUAACGUCGUCCUGUUGUAAAUACUAUGGCGUUUCUAUAGCAAAUAAUCUUCCUUCCCUAAGGUAUUUAAAUGAAUCGGUGAUAAAUAAAAAGGCGGCCAGGUCGAUCAGCUUGCGCCAGCUAGUUCGCAUCGUUGUUCUCGAGUAGCAGGUGAUCGAAAUUUUGCGCUUCCGUGUCGCGUUCGAUUGCUCACGAUUUCGAUUUGGCGUGGGGCACGUCGGAAGAGACCGUCUUCCACGCUCUGUUAAUGUUCCACGAUCGUGCAUACACAUCUGAAUCGUGUUUUCUUCGAAGAAGGGAACACUUUUUAUAGGCUGCUUGAUUUUAAAAAAAUUUUUCACCGAAUAAUUGGUUCCUUCCUUCUUUCCAAUUUCCUUGAUAUCUCAGUCGUAAUUGUUAAUAAUUCACUGCAGCUUUAGCUUUAAUCAAAUUUUUUAUUAAAUGCCUCUUCCUUUCCUUCCGCAUAUUUUCAUUAAUAUUUCGAUCGAUCGCGCUCUUUGUGUAAUUCUUUGCACCUUUAAUUUUAUCCUUAAUAUGUUUAAACGUUUAUGUGAUUUUCCAAUGAAUAAGUUUUCCUUUCUUCCUGAAUAUUUGCGUUAAUAUUCAAUUAUAACAUAUAUUCGUCUCGUUCUCUCCGUAUGGUGGUAUAAUAAAAACGGGACGAAUCAAUGUUUCAUUUGAUUCUACAUUUUUUUUUCUUUUUUGUAGUUCCCUGUCCUUUCAAUCUUUUAUCGUAAUUUUAUAGCACAACGUUUUACCGAACACUUUUUCCUUCUCCUCUGAAUAUUUAUGAUAAUAUUUCAAUUGACUCUGCAUCUGUUUAUUUUAAUUCCAUGCACCCUUUGCUUUUCCCUUCCAUUUCAACGACGUAAUUAUUCUACUUAUUUUUGCAUCAGUUUUCUUUUAUCGAGUUUCCAAAAUCUUAUAUCCAGACACGUAAAGUGACAAGCUACGUGUUCGCAAAUCGUCAGAAGAUUGUAUCAACGAUCGUCCAAUAACGCCUUACUAUGUACGAAUGCAUACUCUAUCUACUAGCGAAUUAUCGUCGUUAUAUCAGCGUUCGGUGGUAGACCCUUCGAACUCUGUAGAGCAAUGCGAAGAUCGAAAUAAAAAUAAGAAACAGCGAGAUGAACGAAGAAAACGUAUACUAAGCGACUGUAGUACAGAAAUGUGUACUACUUUUCCGGCGAUUUAACUAGCUUAAGAUUGCGCCCUUUUUCGAUGAUGCAAUAUUAAAAUAAACGAGGUCGAGGAGAAGUCCCAUGGUGUUCGAAUGUGGCGUAAAAACGUGCGAAACGUACAUACGUUUUUAAAAAUGAGAGGCGAGGAAACACGAGACGAGAAACGAAAAAAUACCAGAACGUUUACAACGAUGCUUCGUAUGUAUAUUAUUUCUUUGCAAUCACUGAUGUAAAUAAACGCAACAGUUUGAAAAA